Molecule: messenger RNA, 6343 nt
Organism: Triplophysa rosa
Lineage: Eukaryota; Metazoa; Chordata; Actinopteri; Cypriniformes; Nemacheilidae
Gene: myrf
Product: myelin regulatory factor
Exons: 27
Coding region: 587-3703 (1038 amino acids)
Biological process (GO): positive regulation of DNA-templated transcription; protein autoprocessing; central nervous system myelin maintenance
Cellular component (GO): endoplasmic reticulum membrane; nucleus
Molecular function (GO): DNA-binding transcription factor activity; sequence-specific DNA binding
Source: RefSeq, a predicted model, not a curated record
AUUAUCUUCUCAUAUAUUGUUUUUGGGGGGACGUUUGUCUUUCCUCUCGUGCUCACUUUUCAAACUCGCGCACAGCGCGUCUGAGGACGGGAGCGCGCAGAGAAGGACGCUGAGCGUGCUUGAUGUUGAAAAGGGUCUCGAGCGCAGCUCGGUGUGCGCAAAAUCCCUCACAGGAUAUUUUUAACGAUUAAAAACAUUUCCCAACAUACGGUGACUCUUUAUUACAGAAAUAUUUUUGUAGUGGUCUGCCGUGGUCACAAACAAACGACUUUUCUAAGGGGCAAACUGGAAUAUGCCUCCACCUGACAUUCAAAGGUAAAUUCUCCUCAGGAAAGGUGGGUUCAUUCGAACUUUACAGCUAAAAGCAUCCAAAAACUAAAGUGUUUAUGAAGACUAAACACAAUAUUGAAACAGUUUAGACAUUGAAAUCGAUCUGGGGCGCUCUGUGAUUUGUAAUUUGAUAAAGUUAGUUGUGGAGUUGUUUAACUGGGAUGCGAGUCUGAAGCGCACGCGACUCCCGCCGCUCCCGAGCGCCGGAGGAUCCGUCCGUUCACGUUAAUGGAGUUUAUAAGCGGGAGCCGCUAGAAUGGACGUGAUCUAUGAAACGGAGGCCUUACAGAGAUUCUUCGAAGGUCAUGAUAUUAACAGCUCUUUGGAGCCAAACAACAUUGACACCAGUAUCCUGGAAGAAUAUAUCAGCAAAGAAGACGACAGCACAGAUAUUUGUUUCACAGAAGUUCACGGUACCCUAGGACCCCAGUACCCCUCGCCUCAGGGCGGGCCAUCCUCUUCCGGGGGGUUAGGGUGUGGCGUGAGCCCUCCCAUCCCCCUGCGCCAGGGUCUCGUCCCAUCUCUGCCCCAGCCCUGCCAGAACCCCUACCCACCACCACCAUCCUUGGGCCACCUCAGACAAAACUACCCCUGCCUGGGGCAACAGAGUCAACCCCCUCAACACCACCAACAGGCCUCACACGUCAAACCGGACCACCACGGACAGUACGCACCAGGAACACUACCCGAGUCCCCUCCGGACUCCAGCUCAGAGCCAUAUUCUCCCCAGCAAGCCAACGAUCCGCACAUGCUCAGGACAAUGACGCCUGAGGACAUGUGUCACAUGACCAGUCCCCCACCUCUCCCCACACAUCCCCACUAUCCCAGCAUGCAUCGAGACAUGUACCUUAAGCCAGAGCCCAUGAUCUCGCAGUAUUCGAUUGGUCCAGUCAGCGGUGGGGGCGGAGACAUGCAGCAGGGUCAGAUGCUACAUCAACUCCUGCAACAUCCACAAGGACAAGAUGGUGUUCCUGUUCAUCCGGCAAAAAAGAGAAAACAUUCAGACUCACCCAACAGCACUCUGAACUCUCAGAUACUCACGGGCAUCAUCAAACAAGAGCCAGGUUUGAUGCAGGAUGCAGAAAACUCGUACCUGGAUCCCAACUAUCAGUGCAUCAAGUGGCAGCCGCACCAGCAAAACAAAUGGACCCCGUUAUACGACGGCAGCGGAAAAGAGCUUCCCAUGCCGACCUACAGGGUGGACGCAGAUAAAGGUUUCAACUUCUCUUUGGCGGACGAUGCAUUCGUUUGUCAGAAGAAGAAUCACUUCCAGGUCACAGUGUACGUCGGAAUGCCCGGAGAUCCCAAAUAUGUGAAGACCAGCGAGGGCCUGCAGCAAAUCGAGUGCUUUUACCUGAAACUCAACGGAGUCAAGUUGGAAGCGAUGAACCAGUCCAUUAACGUGGAGCAGUCACAAUCGGACCGCAGCAAGAGACCCUUUAAACCAGUGCUAGUGACAUUGCCUCCAGAACAGGUUACGAAGGUAACGGUGGGUCGUCUCCACUUCAGCGAGACUACAGCUAAUAACAUGAGGAAGAAAGGCAAGCCCAACCCUGACCAGAGGUACUUCAUGCUGGUCGUGGCACUUCAGGCUCAAUGUCACAGUCAGAGCUUCACGUUGGCAGCCCAAGCCUCCGAGAGGAUCAUCGUCAGGGCAUCUAACCCGGGUCAGUUUGAGAGCGACAGUGAAGUGUUGUGGCAGAGAGGACAGAUGUCGGAUUCUGUAUACCAUCACGGCCGGGUGAGCAUAAACACUGACCGCCCCGAUGAGGCCCUGGUCGUCCACGGUAACCUGAAGGUCAUGGGUUCCCUUGUGCAUCCUUCUGAUAUUAGAGCCAAGGAAAAUGUGAAGGAGGUGGACACUACUGAUAACCUGAGGCGGAUCUCUCAGAUGAGGCUGGUGCAUUAUCAGUAUAAGCCUGAGUUUGCAGCUACGGUGGGCAUCGAUACCACAGCUCAGACUGGGGUGAUCGCUCAAGAGGUCCAGCAGAUUCUUCCAGAGGCAGUUAAAGAAGGAGGAGACGUGGUAUGUGCGAACGGAGAGACCAUCCCAAACCUACUGGUUGUCAAUAAAGAUCGGAUCUUCAUGGAGAACGUGGGUGCAGUGAAGGAGCUCUGUAAACUCACCGAUAAUCUGGAGACUCGCAUCGACGAGCUCGAGCGCUGGAGCAGAAAACUCGCCAAACUGAGACGACUGGACAGCAUGAAGAGUUCAGUGAGCGGAGGCACGGUCAGCCUGUCGGGAAGUUAUUUUAGCAGAACAGGAAGUGGACCGCUUAGGAAAAAAACAGCCAAGCCCAUUAGCAAGAGGUCCGUUCCAGAGCAGGGCUGUCUGAGUUACAGGUUCAUGCAGGGAACCAUCCUGGCCCUGGUCAUCAUCAUGGCCUUCAGUGUCAUCUCCAUGUCCAUCCUGUAUGUGCUCAAUCUUCAACAUCAUGGAAGCAUAACUGAUGUAGAGGGCUCUGCGCCUCGCUGCCUUCUCUUAGUCUCUUGGACGCCCUUCCUUACUGCCACUGUCACAUUCUGUCCAUCCUUCUGUCUGUGGUCUCGUUCUGCUCUGGGAUCGUCUCGUCAGGCUUCCUUCACCCCAGGCAAAGUAACCAUGUCCACUCUCUCUCCAGAAUCCACCUCACCACUGUUGUCCAAUCACCCGGCUUGCUGCCCUCCGACACCUGCCACGACCAACCAAUCAGCCACCAUCAGUCCGUUUCCAAGCACCAACCAAUCCACUCCAGACUCUAGCACUGCUGUCCCCACCCAGACCACUGUUAACAAGAAGGGAAAGUCUCGGACCCUGGACAAAGACGGACGCAACAAGAACCGUCUGAGCCACACGUCAGCUCCUCUGUUCCUUAGCAAAUCCAAACGGCCCCCUCAACCCCCAGAGCUCAGCGGAGCCACCAAACGCCUGCCCGGAGGGCAACAGCAACUGCCCCGGAGACAGCGCAGUAUAAACACACAUGCCUGUCUAAACAAACUACACAUCCUGGAGACAGAUCAGGAGAUCAGACCGCAGCAUUGCUCAUCACCUGAGAGCUGCAGCUUCACUGUGUUUCUGCAUGGCGACAAAAACACAUCUUUAUCUUAUAUUACUCUGCACAUGAUCUCCUUUGAUGUUGUGUGCAUAUGGCAGCGUGGAGCCACCAGGGGGCGCCUCUGUCCAAAUCAUCCAGAAGUUACUUUCUCACCAGAGCGGAGCACUUUUACAACGGGCACCAGUCACCUGUGGUCACUUCCCGUAAUGCCAUUCCAAGAGGUCACCUACCACUUCCAGGUGUCACAUUCAAGCGAAACUGGAUGUAGCAGCGAAGAAGAGUCAGUUAUUUCCCCUCAGAGCUCGAAGUACAGUUUCCUCAUUCAAAGCACAUGUUGAGUGUCAACAUUCAGGCUACACAACACAGCAGCGUUUAUACUUCUCCUGUGUCCGGUCAUACAGCCGUCCCUGAUUCAAAGACUGUUUUAUCUGGGCGGGUCGAUAACGUCUUCUUAUCUAUGUUUGCUUUGUGAAAUGCGUAUUUGUACAAGACGAGAGGAAUACGAGAAUAUUUCAGACAGAAUUGCUGUUAAACCACUCUAAAAUCAGCUUUAGCCUCACUCGGAUACUGCCGCUUAUAUAAACACUUGUGCACACACACGCACUUACAUGUUAAAUGUCUUUUGAUUUGCCAGGAUAUAAUAUGAACAGGUACCAGUGGGUGGAUAUGGGGCAGAACAGACUUAAAUGAAGUGAGCUCUCUCUCUCUGUAUUAGUUUCUGUGAAGUCACAAUUACACCAUAAACUGCACUUAAACACACACAAGAGCCCAGGAACAAUGGCAGGGGUAUUUAAAAAAACCCGAGUACCUGACAUAAAAGGAGCAGGGUUCCCGCUCUCAUGGAAAACUUCAGAGUUUCCUGGAAAAAAAUAAGGAAAACAUUUAUUUGUGUAUUACAGUGUAUUGGCAAAAAUGUUUCCUAUAGAGAAAUCAGAAACAACUGGAAAAGUUCAUAUCUCUAACCCUGACAAAGAGAUCAUGCAACUACACGUCUAAAUACUGGUGUCUUGUCCUGAGAAGAAAAUGCCUGAUGUUUUCAAUGAUUUCAUAUGCUGUUCGUGUGAUCUCUAAAUGCACACUCACACAGUUAUUGUAUUUUCGUUGAUUAUAAAACACUGGAAUGGCUUUAACUGCACAAACAGGCUCAUUAUUACUCAAACAUAAAUUGUCAUUUCUACUGUCCAAAGUCACUGAGUUAUCUUGAACUUGAACUGACAUAGUGAGACAUACAAUAAAUAACACAGAAAGACAUAUAUUUUACUGUGGCUAUAGUAUAAAUAUACAGUCAUAAUAAAAGUGUGAGAUCAUGUCUAGAAUUUAAAUCGAAAGUAUGCAAAAGUAAAACUAACCACUGGACUAAACACAAUCACUGGAAACCAAAGUAAAACAACCACUGGAAAACUAACAAUUUGUGUUGGUUCGAUCCACUGGAUUUCUCAAGGAAACUGGAAACAUUUACACUGGAAGAAACAACAAAAUCGCUUUGAAAGUCAUACACUGGCCAGAACACUGGAUCAUUUCAGCAUCCAAUUUAAAAGUAUUUUACGCUCAUGAACAUACUUCAGGAAACUAUCACUUUGACUUUCAACAACGGUCCUUAUGUUACCUUGUGUUAUGUUACUGCGUUUUACUUUUAUUUUUACAUUUUAUUUCAACUAUAGUUUGUUACUUUAUACUUAGUGUGCAAAUGAAAUCUGUGGAAUCCUCUGGACAGUAUAUAUAUGCAGUAUAGUCUUGUAUAGUUGUCUUAACCCUAACUGUAAACAAGUUAACAUGAAAUUAGUGUUGCUCAAUAGCGUGUCAGAGAAUUUAUCAGACAAUGACCCAAUAUUUGUAUUUACAUUUAUUUCAGUAGCUUUAUUGUAAUGACCCCAUGUCACCACUGUUAUUGUCAGGAAUUUAUUCCGUCUUUCUUUUGCCUCUUAAUCCAGCACUAUGUACAUUGCAAUGAAUUUUUAAAUUUUUUGUUUCAUAUUCUUGUAUUAAUACCAGUUUGAUGUUACAGACUAUGUACAUUGCAAUGAAUUUUUACAUUUUUUGUUUCACAUUCUUGUAUUAAUACCAGUUUGAUGUUACAGAUAUUGUAUGAAAUAAGCCAUAAUGUAGUUUUUGUAAGGUUCGGCAAUAUGCGAUUAUGUUAGACAUGUAGCCACGUUCAAUCACGGUGUUGAUUGAAAAUGUGCACUAAAAUGACCAUUUAUAAUACAACUAAUGGGUGAUACUGAUUUUAAAGUCAUGUGGGAUGAUCUUUUAAAAUCUAAUAUAUGGAUAUUUUUUAAUUCAUUAGAAGCAUAAUACCACACAAAUCCGGUCCAAAAUAAACCAGCCUCGUGUCAAUGAAGCACUUCCAAACUAUGCACUGUAAAUAAGUUUUUCUAAUGUUUUCUGUGGCAUCUAAGAACUGUUUAAAUACCGUGUAAUAUAUAUAAAUAUUCUUGUUUUCAUGUGAGAAUGCAGUUUUUUGUUAUAACACAUAUUCUUCAUUAUCUACAGCCAUGUCUUUUCAUUUUUUCAUGUAAUUUUCUUACUGACAUGUAAUUUGACAACAUUUAUGAUUUGUUGGUUAAUCAUAACACACCAGGUUGAAUCAUGGUGGUUUAUUUGAAACGUUUUCAGUCUUAAAUGAGAUAAAUAAUUCGUUGUUGAUCUUUGAACUGUAGUAUAUCAUUUUAUAAACUGAUAAUACCACCAAAGGAAAAAAAACAUAUUUUUCUCAGCUGUCUGUCUUAUGUUUAUCUUUUGGCUUUAAGCACUAAAAUAUUAAGUUUUAUCAUUCCUACACUGUCUUAGUCAUUGUUGUGUUUAUCUGCCAAAACAUUGUCUUUAUUUACGCUUUGUAAAAGCCUCCUGUAUUUUUAAUACAUAUUGUUUUUAAUUCAUCUGCAACUUCUCUCACUUUUUCCUUAUGUACGGAGUGUACUGAUGACAUAAUAUGAAUGCAUGAAGGUGAUACAUAAAUUAAAUAAAUAUUUUUUUCU